GGCAAAUCCUCCAGGCCCAGCGCAACGCAAGAAAGCGUUUCUUCCCAUCUUUUCUCAAUUCUUCCCCCCUUCACGAAUCCGGCCAAUUUCGCCCCAAAUUCCUUCCUGCUCCCGCGAUCGAUCUCACCUGGCGUUCGUCACUGGGGAUGUCGACAUUGUUGGUAUUGAACAACGAACCUGGAAGAGUUGGAAUUUGUGCUUGCUAGGGGGCAAUGGUUUGACUGUCAUAAGGGCAUUGAUCACUUUGUGCAAAAUGAUAACUAACAAGGUUCUUAUCACAUACAAGAGGAAGCGCCUUUCAGCGAAUGCAAAACCUGUUAUUCUCAAAGCUGGUUCGUCAGUCAAGACUAAGGGAGAGCAUUGCUUUAGGUGUGGUAAUGUCGAUGUUAAUGAAAACCUGCUCACAUGCCAUAGAUGCUCUCAAAGCUACCAUCUUCGGUGCAUUGACUCUUCUGAGUAUGUUUCUGAAGACAGUUGUCUAUGCUCUGCUUGUACUGAAAAAUGCAAUACUGAGGUACUUUUACUGCCCCAAUCGGGCAAAAUAAUAGAAAAUGAAAUUGUUAAGGAACCUGUAAUGAGUUCAGUGAAGCUGGAUGACCAGAAAGUAUUGUUGCAUUCAAGAUCACCUGAAGAGAAAUUUACUGAAGAAAGUGCUUCCCUAAUGGAUCCAACUAUCAAGAGAAUAAACAUCAUUACAGAUAAUUUAGGUGCAGAUUUUGGAUCAACAGGAAAGGUUGUUGAAGAAGCUUCACGGUUUUUAUCAUCAAAUUUGGAGAGUGUAGGUAGAUCAACUUCUAUAGAUCUAAAUAGUUGGACCGAAACAGAUCCUAAUUCCAGAUUUUCAGAGAGUGUUGCCUUGGUAGUCAGUUCCGAUAAAAAAUGUGGCAUAGUUCUGAAUGAUGACUGCCCAAAAGAGAAUACCAAGACUCGCUUGAUUACAUUUCAUAGAAGAGUCAAAAAGAAACAAAAUGUAGGUGAUGAAUCGAUCACAAGGUAUUCAAUGGAUGAGGGCAAACAGAGUCAAGCUUGUACGCAGAGCCAUGAAUUUGGACAAGGCUGUAGAUGUGCUGACUCAACAGUAAUAUCGGAAGUAAGUGGGCCUAGUCAACUCCGUGAGGUUCAACAGAAUGCACAUGAUAUCAGGAAAGGUCAGGAUGUUGAAGCUAAUGGUGCUGAACUUAAACAUGUUGGAGAAGGUGAUGCAGCAGAUGAACAAAAAGAACUAUGUUUUCAGAGACCCCAUAUCAUGUCUCAAGAUCCCAUGCCUUCCCUACCUUCACAUGAUCUUAAUCUUCAAUCUGUUAACUUUGAUAGUUCAGCAAGUGAUGCAACAGAAGAACCUAUAUUACUGCACAAAAACAAGCAUUCAGGAAUAUCCAACAAUGUUACAUCCAUGACAAACAAGGGAACUGAAUUAGUGUUAGAGGAGAUAGGGAUGGUGAGUGGAACAAAGCUCUUUGCUCCCGUGCCUGUUUCUAUCAACUCAAAGCCAGGGAUAAAUCCUACUGUUUUUACGGCUGAAAACUUGCUGGAGUCACAAAAUUCAUCUCAGAAUAUUGAGCUUGUAAUUGUCGAUGAGGAAGCUAAUGACAAAGCUAAACCUUUAAAGUGGCUGAAAAUGCUUGACAAUGAAUUGGAGGCUAAAGGAGGAAUUGGCUCAUCCAAUCAGACGGAGAAAAACAGCAGAAAUUGCAGAGUUGGAUCGAAUGGAAGAGCUUCCUCUGUGAACCCUAUUGAUAUAUCCACAAAGAUUCAACUCCACAAGGAUAUGCCAAAAGAAUGCAAGAAUCAGAUAUCCAGAUUACAGGAUACACUCCAGAUUAGGUCCAAUUUCUCAAUAUAUGAAAAGCAACAGAAUGAAAGGACAUCAAACAACCCUAAAUAUACAGAUUUCCUUGAUCUUUCUCAUCCUUUGGAUUCUGAAGCACAUGAAGUUUCUAUGAAUGAUCUACGGAGCACGAUGGCGCCAGUAAGUGUCAAAGACACUCUUAAAUACAGUUGGCAUAAGGUGGGUGGUGCUGCAUCCCUAGAUAAGCUAUUGCAUGAGAGUGAUUUGAUUGGCUCACAAGUGUUGAAAGAGAGCACUUUCUUAGAUAAAAUUCAGAGGUUUUCUCACGAAUGGUCUGAGGAAGAAUUAGAUUCCCUUUGGAUUGGUGUGAGAAGACAUGGACUGAAUAAUUGGAGUGCCAUCUUAAUGGAUCCAAAAUUAUGCUUUUCGGAAUCAAAGGUCGCAGAAGACUUGGCUGAGCGAUGGGAUAAAGAGCAGCUGAAGCUUCUUAAUGGUGCAUCUUAUCAGCCAAGAAGACCAACUUCAGAUCUUUCAGUGCGACUUGGUGGGGGCUGGGAUGACAGUUGUUGGGGGCGUACAGCAUCAAAUAAAUUUUACAGAGAGAGAGACAUGGCAUGCUAUGAUCUACCGACACUAAGAGCAGAAACUAAACUUUCUCUAGGUGGUGUAUAUGGUGAGAGUGAGAACAAUACCAAGAGAAAUUUGCCUCAUUUACCAGGCUUUUCUGUAAACUCUCUUACAUUCAGAAAUUCCAUUACAAAUCCCUUUAUAGGAAGCAUCCCUACAUGUUCGAUUCUCCAAAGGCCAGGAACUGGUUAUCAGAAUGCUUUGAGUACAAAAUACCACUGGUAUGAUUGUGAACCAUAUACUUCACCGAAAAAAACAGUUGAAGCGGAAACUCCCAAAACAGGUACUACAAAUAGUACUCUUCCCCAUUGGCUCAAAGAAGUGUUGACUAUCCCUCAACAGCGCAGUUUUCCAGUGACUUGUGGAGUUUCAAGCUUAAACUCUGGUCCUAUGAUUAAUGCUGAUGAAAGACUCACUGUUUUUCCUAGUGCCAUUGAGCCUCCUGUUCGGCGCAAAGAUUACCGAGGAAGGGGAAUAUUGAAGAGGAAUAACAUUACCGCGAGAAAGAAUGCCAACGAUAUUAGGUUGUCUGAGAAUUCGGAAAAUUCUUUAUUGCAGAGUAGAUUCUCCUUCCAAUCAAAUGUGGGAUCAAUUCCUCCAAAACCCACACCAUCUUUCAAUACAGUUCCUCGAGCAAGUGAUGAUGUCUUAGAGCUGAAUAACACAAGUUGUGAACCUACCACACCAAGUAAUUUAGUAGUUAUCGAGAGUGAUGUGUCUUCCGAGGAAACGAUAUCAGAUGAUCAAGGAAAUAGGUGGUAGCUUGCCCCCAUUAGAAAUUAUCUCCAUAGUUAUCUGUACAGAAUUUUGUUAUGUCUGCCAAGUUUCCAUUAUGCAGCAAGUAUCUUGUACAGAGUUUUGUUGUGAGUUGUAAGUUCCGCUUUCCAUGCUUGACCUGUUGCUUUCUUGCCCCCUUGAUAUUCCUCUAUGGAGAUUGGCAUGUUGCUUCUGUUUUGGUCAUCCAGCGUUUCGUUCUUUGGAUCUUCCCUAUGUUGCUGUAUCGUUUGAGAUGAGUUUUUGUCAGGCAAGGAAAUGAAAGUUUAUCUAUUUACAUGAACUUGCUGGUGACCCUGUUAAAUGCUGUCAAUGGAAACCCUUUUUGCGGAAUGUUCUUUUAUAUUUUCCCUACUAUAUCUUCAGGAUUGGUGAUCAGUGGGAAUAAGAAACUCUAAAUAAGAUUCUAUUCCCAUCGAUCAUAAAAGAUAUCAGGCAAAAUCAUUGUAGCAAUCCUCCUGAAGAGUCUUCGAUUCGAAGUGCUUGCAAACUGGGACUGGACCGGACCAGACAUAACGGUUUAAACCGGGAUCAGGAGGAAGAUUCAGUCGGGUUUACCACAAAAACACAUGGUUAUGCAUGGUUAAGACUGGUAAAAAUCGAAAUAAAAUGAGUACCAGGUACCCUUAAUUCUUUGGCUUUUUUAGAAUUAUAACAUAUUUCACUUGUAUGAGAUUUGUAAUAUUUCUUUAGUUUCAAAUGAUUAGGAAAAAAAAGAUUUUUUUUAUCUUAAUAAAAAACACAUAUUUUGAAGAUUA
Molecule: messenger RNA, 3948 nt
Organism: Zingiber officinale
Lineage: Eukaryota; Viridiplantae; Streptophyta; Magnoliopsida; Zingiberales; Zingiberaceae
Exons: 8
Coding region: 254-3178 (974 amino acids)
Source: RefSeq, a predicted model, not a curated record